Colletotrichum spaethianum is the source of this 807-nucleotide messenger RNA. RefSeq lists its product as uncharacterized. The transcript has 3 exons. The record is from RefSeq and is a predicted model, not a curated record. The coding region runs from base 1 to 807 and encodes 268 amino acids. Lineage: Eukaryota; Fungi; Ascomycota; Sordariomycetes; Glomerellales; Glomerellaceae.
AUGAAGCUCUCCGUUCAUUUCGGUCUUUUGACCUUCGUAUCAUCAGUUAUUGCCCAGAAUGGUAAUGGCCCCAAUGCACCAGCAAGCUACCGCGUCGACUCUUCCCUCCCCAGUCACACCAUUUAUAGCCCUGCAUCAGGCAAUUCAAGCCUGUUGCCAGUUUUCAUCUGGGGAAACGGCGCCUGCUCCGCCGACGGCACGUCUGCUCAGAACUAUCUCAAGCAAAUUGCAUCCUAUGGCUACCUCGUUAUUUCACAGGGCACUCCAGGCAAGUCAGGCAGCACCACUGCCGCACAGAUGAAGCAAGCUGUCAACUGGGCCGCUACUGGUGGAAGCGGAGCUUUUGCUGGUAAGGUGAACACCAAGCAGAUCAUGACGGCGGGUUACAGCUGUGGCGGUACCGAGGCAUACAACUUCAUCAGCGAUAACCGUGUGUCAUCCAUCGGCAUCUUCAACUCUGGAAUGCUCGGCAACUACGAUCAGGCGAAGCAGAUCAAGAAGCCUAUUAUCUUCGCUCUUGGCGGCCCUAACGAUAUUGCUUACGGCAAUGGUGAACGCGACUACAAGAAUCUUCCAUCUGGAACCCCCUCCUGGAAGGGAAACCUCAACCGCGUUGGCCAUGGAGGUACCUACGGUGAAGUCAAUGGCGGAGCCUUCGCGAAGGCUACCGUUCAAUGGCUCAACUGGGUUUUCAAGGGCGACACCAGCGGCAAGACUUAUCUGCUUGGUGGAACCCCUGCUGACGGCUGGAACAAUGCCGUUAACAAAGGCCUCGACAACUUAAAGGUACCCGUCAGCGCAAACUAA